AUGGCGGUCACGAACACGACUGAAUUGGAGCGAAUGGCGAGUGAGAUACCUGAUGCAGUGGCAAGCGCGAACACUGGCCUCGAGAAGUAUCAAGUGCGUGAGGCGGCUGAUCUCGAUAAGCCGAGGCACAUGUCGACUUUGCUGAGAGAAUCAUCAGCAUUACCAGUUUAG
Peronospora matthiolae is the source of this 171-nucleotide messenger RNA. Lineage: Eukaryota; Oomycota; Peronosporomycetes; Peronosporales; Peronosporaceae. The record is from the annotation of a GenBank genome assembly.